AUUUUUUGCAAUAUCAGCCGCAUGAGGCUGGCGCUUACGCAACACGUACCAAGCAAAGAUAUUUCUCAGCUUCAAUUUAAGAUCAUAGUAUGGUCUGUAAUAGAACAUAAUACUUCAUUAUAUCCUUCAAUUCCUGAAAAUCUUGUUAUGCCACUUCGACAGCUGUACCCGGACCCGAAAUCGGCUCCAAGUCAUGCCCCUCCCGCUAGGAUAGACAUUAUUUCCGUUCAUGGCCUUGGUCCCAGAGGGAAGGGCGAGACGAAACACGCCUUCGACACGUGGAGAACGCCAUCGGGUCAGAAGGGUCGUCUAUGGCUGCAGCAAGACCUUCCAGCACAUAUUCCAGACUCACGAAUCUUUUUAUACCAAUACAACGUCACUGCUACGUACGGUCAAGGUCUCGACAACUUUCGCAGCAAGGCCAACAACUUGUUUGAAGUCAUCAGCAUCGAGAGGAGAGAUUGUCCUGAGAGACCUAUUUUACUACUUGGUCAUAGCAUGGGAGGCUUGUUGAUCAAGCAAGCUCUAGUUAACGCCCAUAGCAACCCAGGCUACAGCGCCAUCAAGGACGCUACCACCGGCUUGGCCUUCUUUGGAACACCGCAUGAAGCCGUCGCUCGGAAGCUUGGUGAAACAGCGGCAGUGAUUGCCAAAGACUUUGGGUAUGAAACCGGAGAUGAUUUGGUCGACUCUUUGCAGACUGGUAGCAUCUUUCCCGAGCUCGAAUCAUGGAAACAUCAAGUCCUCCAGUACGAUAUUGUCACCUUUUGGGGGACAUCCGAUACCAUGAUCUCUCGCGAGUGCGUUAGUCUUGGAUUGCCGGGUGACGUUGCGAAGAUUGUUGAACUAGACGCCAGUCACAGAGGACUCUGCAAAUUUGGCAGCACCGAGAAAGACCAGUACAACUUGAAGAUCGUGGUUGAGAACAUCAAGGGUCUUUACAGAUUAGCGAUCGAGAAGUUCGAGUCACAAGGUGUUUGCUUCCCGGAUACGUCUGGCGUCGAAACACCCUGCACUUCAGAAGACGAUAGCCAGGACGAACUUCAUGACAGAGUGCAAGAGAGGGAGAUUGUCACACUCAGUACGACCAAUGAGACGGAGCAGCUGAUCAUGACCCCGAGUCGAGAAAGUCUACUACAAGAUGACGAAGUAACUGUUCAAGGCCCUUUGAUUAGGUCGUUCGACCAUUCUACAGCAAGGGAAGGUCCCAGUCUUGAAAGCUUAACCGUGGAUGACUUCCGAAUCGCGGACAUACAGGUAAUAGAGCCAGAGACUAAAGACAACUUUUAUUCCCAGAGGCUUUUUAAAGACCUUGGCUUGCCAGAGCCUGUUCUACAACGUCUUCUAUAUCUCAAUUAUCCACGGCCCACCAAGGUGCAGGAAGCACUACUUUCUCUCUUCGCAUCAGAUCCUCUUCACAACGUGAUCAUGGAAUAUCCCCCGGGAACUGGCAGAACCACUGCACUGGUAAUCGCUCUGCUAUCGCGCAUAGACUAUAGUUCGACCACUCAGCCCCAGGUAUUGGUAAUAGUACCGGAUCGAUUACUGGUCCACCAGAUGGGGAAUCAUAUCAAAGAGAUAGGCAGCUUCUGCGAUGGUCUGGUUGUGCAGACUGUUCAUAUAUUAGUCGAGAAAACCGCAAAGUUCGAGGCGAAUGUUAUCGUCGCCACACCUGGUAUACUUCUCGACAAAAUUCAGCGUCGUCUGAUCAAGACGUCUGAGGUGCGACUUCUUGUCGUUGAUGAUGUCGACUAUGUUGAAGAUCGUCAAGGACUGAGUGACCAAUGCAUUCGAGUCUCCAGAAUGCUACCCAAAUCAUUUCAGUUUCUGCUUUCUUCUGAUUUAUUGCGGCGAGCAUCAGCAUUUGCGAGGAGUCUAACCCUUUCUAAGGCCUGGGAGAAGCUCGAGUUGAAGGAAGCAGAGCUGAAUGUCAACAAAGUCGUGCACCUGUUCUUCAGGUGUAAGCACGAACAAGAGAAGCUUGACAUCAUUUGCAAGCUUCCUGGUCUCGUGCAGAUAAGCAUGUUGAUCAUAUUUGUCGGGAUGAGGUCUUCUGCCCAUCAGAUACAUAAAAUGAUGGCAACAGAAGGCCAUGUGGUAACGAACUUGUUCAACGCAGAUGACAAGAGGGAGAUGGAAGGACUACUGGAGGAGUUCAAGAACGGACAUGCCAAGGUUCUUAUCACAAUGGACGAUAAAACCCGGGGCCUUGAUCUUCCCUAUAGCUCCAUGGUCAUUAACUACGAUAUCCCAACAAAAGGCUAUCUAAAGGAGCCAGACCUAGGCCCAGACCGGUACGUUCGUCAAGUGAGUCGCGCGGGGAAAGCCGGGCGUUCUGGUUUUGCUGUCAAUCUGGUAAGUAACGAGAAGGAAGUGGACGCUCUUCAGUCCGUCGCGGCAUCUCGCAGCUUCAAGCUUCAUGAGCUUGACUCGAACGACUGGGACGAAGUUGAGCAGUUCUUGACAAACUGCGCUAGAUCUCGGAGAUUCUAAGGAACUGCAAUUUUCUGUAUACUCUAGAUGAUAAAUUUGAUCAAGUCUGUCUAAGACUCGUGAUUGUGAACGUAUCCGUAGCUCAUAAAUGAC
Fusarium redolens is the source of this 2586-nucleotide messenger RNA. RefSeq names its product P-loop containing nucleoside triphosphate hydrolase protein. Gene Ontology annotation, molecular function: RNA helicase activity; ATP binding; nucleic acid binding. The transcript has 7 exons. The record is from RefSeq and is a predicted model, not a curated record. The coding region runs from base 22 to 2493 and encodes 823 amino acids. Lineage: Eukaryota; Fungi; Ascomycota; Sordariomycetes; Hypocreales; Nectriaceae.